ACGACUGUUACGACAGUCAACACAAACGGUUUACGGCAAGCAUGGAUAUUAUGCAUAGCUUGUUGUUAGCCAGAUAAACACCUGUUGCAGUGUACGUUUUCAUACAUUUCCUACGCGUUAGCAAAACAUAUUUCAGUGUAGGUUUUUAACCCGGAGAAAUGGAUGUUGGAGAGCUCCUCAACUAUCAGCCUGAUAGAGGAGCAAAGCGUCCUAGGGAUGAGGAUGGAGCAGCAGCGGGAGGAGAGGAUGACUCCAGAGGAGGGAAGCAGCAGAAGGGGCUGAGUGCCAGGGAGCUGGCCAAGUACCGGGAAGCAGCAGCAGGGAUGGGGAUUGAAAUUGGGGGUGAGAUGAGGGAGAGUGAGGAGUUUACAGGGGACAGGAAGAAGAUCCUGGAGAAACUGAUGGACCAGGAUGAAGAAGAACCUGAGGCAGAGCCAGUGGAUGAGAGCUCCGUGAAGAAAAUGAUCCUGACCUUUGAGAAAAGGUCGUACAAAAAUCAAGAACUGAGGAUUAAGUUUCCCGACAACCCAGAGAAGUUCAUGGAGUCCGAGCUGGAUCUGAACGACAUCAUCCAGGAAAUGCACGUGAUCGCCACAAUGCCAGACCUCUACCACCUGCUGGUGGAGCUCAAUGCUGUCCACUCACUGCUCGGCCUCCUCAGCCAUGAGAACACUGAUGUUGCCAUAGCAGUGGUAGAUCUGUUACAGGAGCUGACAGAUAUCGACACACUUCAUGAGAGCGAGGAGGGUGCUGAGGUGCUCAUAGAUGCUCUGUUGGAGGGUCAGGUGGUGGCCUUGCUGGUGCAGAAUAUGGAGCGGCUGGAUGAACAGGUGAAGGAGGAGGCCGAUGGCAUCUAUAACACACUGGCUAUCAUAGAAAAUAUGGCAGAGUUCAGACCAGGCCUGUGCACAGAGGCAGCUCAGCAGGGACUCAUGCAGUGGCUGCUUAAGAGAAUUAAGGCAAAGAUGCCGUUUGAUGCUAACAAGCUGUACUGCAGUGAAAUCCUGGCUAUCUUGCUGCAAAACAAUGACAAUACCAGAGAACUAUUGGGAGAGAUGGAUGGCAUCGAUGUGUUACUGCAGCAACUAUCUGUGUUCAAACGUCACAACCCGUCCACAGCUGAGGAGCAGGAGAUGAUGGAGAACCUCUUCGAUGCUCUCUGUUCCUGCCUAAUGCUGCCAGCCAAUCGGGACCGCUUCCUCAGAGGAGAAGGGCUUCAGCUAAUGAAUCUCAUGCUCAGAGAAAAGAAAGUGUCUCGCACCAGUGCCCUGAAGGUCCUGGACCAUGGCAUGAUUGGACCAGAGGGAGCAGAUAACUGCCAUAAGUUUGUGGACAUCCUGGGCCUGCGAACCAUCUUCCCACUUUUCAUGAAAACCCCCAAGAAGAUGAAGAAAACUGGUACUUCAGAGAAGGAGCAUGAAGAACAUGUCAGCUCCAUCAUCGCCUCCAUGCUGAGAAAUCUCAAGUCCCAACAGAGAAGCAGACUCCUCACCAAGUUCACAGAGAAUGACUGCGAGAAGGUUGAUCGACUGAUGGAGUUGCAUUUUAAGUACCUGGAGGCUGUUCAACAGGCUGACAAGAGGAUCGAAGGAGAGAAACAUGAGAUGGUUCGUCGGGGGGAGAUCCUAGACGACAGCAUGGAGGACGAGUUCUACCUUCGCCGCCUGGAUGCAGGGCUAUUCGUCCUUCAGUUGAUCUGCUACAUUAUGGUGGAGAUCAGCAACUCGGGGAUAUCACAGCUGCAGCAGAGGGUCCAUCAAAUUCUCAACCUCAGAGGAGGAUCUGUUAAAGUAGUGCGCCACAUCAUGAGAGAGUACGCCGAGAGCAUCGGCGAUGGGAAGAGUGACGAGUUCAAAGAGGCUGAGCGCAAGAGGAUCAUGGACCUUGUAGACAACUUUUAAUCUCACUUUUAUCUUGCUCUCUCUUUCUCACACGCAGUCAUACACAAACAAUAUGUUCUUACACAUCAGAAUAUUGAAACCCCACUGUGAUUUGGGACUGAUGGUUACUGUGACUAUUACCCCUGUUUUUCUGUAACUGAAGUCACUGGGUGUAUUUACAUGCACAGUAAUGCUGGUUUUAUUUGCUUUUAGCUGGUUUUAUUUGCUUUUAGCAGACCGGUAAUAAUUAUUACCGGUCUGCUAAAAGCAGAUCAUUUUCUCACUAAAUAAUUUCAUGGUUUUCCAAAUACUCUGGUUUAUCUAGUCAAUUUGACCUUUGACAUCCAAUGGGGGGGAAAAAAUAACCUUAAAUUGACAGAAAUACUGUGCAUGUAAACCUGCUCAAUGCAGAAAUGGUAGUUGAGUUUAUCAAGCCGAAGCACUGUAGCUCGACUGAAACACAGUGUAUGUGGGAUGAACUUGGAGCUACUGUUUAUUUUCCGUACUGUGGUGUUGAGCACCUCGGGAUAAUUAUGGACAGACUUAGCAAAGAUCCGUGAAUUUAAUACCCCUCCCUCGGCUCUCCCACUUCUGUCUGGUUUGUUUGUUUUGGAUUUGAGUGUAAAAUAUUUUCUAAUAAAACAUUUGGUAAUAAUUGCA
Molecule: messenger RNA, 2540 nt
Organism: Acanthopagrus latus (yellowfin seabream)
Lineage: Eukaryota; Metazoa; Chordata; Actinopteri; Spariformes; Sparidae
Gene: ctnnbl1
Product: catenin, beta like 1
Exons: 16
Coding region: 159-1901 (580 amino acids)
Cellular component (GO): spliceosomal complex
Source: RefSeq, a predicted model, not a curated record